AUGGAAAAUCCUAAGCUCAUAAUCCUCUUCUUUCUCUUUAUCCUCCUGCCAUCAUCACUCCCCGCAGUGAUUAAGGUUGAACAAGGCAAAGAUGAGCCAUAUGUGGGAGUGAACAUAGGCACAGAUUAUUCCGACGCGCUUUCGCCGGAGGAAUUGGCUUCUUUUCUGCAGUUACAAAAGAUAACACAUGUAAGGCUGUACGAUGCUGAUGAUAAAAUUCUCAAGGCACUGGCAAAAACCCAUAUUAGAGUCAUUAUAAGUGUGCCCAACAACCAGCUUAUUGCAAUUGGGUCCUCCAACGCUACCGCGGCCGCCUGGAUUGGCCGCAACGUGGCGGCGUACUACCCGGAAACACUCAUCACCGCCGUGGCAGUGGGUGAUGAAGUCUUGAGCACUAUUCCAAGUUCAGCUCCUUUGCUUAUGCCUGCAAUUGAGUCUCUGUACACUGCUUUAGUGGCUGCAAAUUUGCAUACUCAAAUCAAGAUUUCAACUCCCAAUUCUUUUUCCAUUGUUCUCGACUCAUUUCCACCUUCCCAAUCCUAUUUUAAUCGAACUUUAAGUCCUGUUAUUUCCCAAUUGUUGAAGUUUUUGUCAAGAACCCAAUCACCUUUGAUGAUGAACUUGUACCCUUACUAUGUGUUUAUGCAGAAUAAUGGGGUUGUACCUUUGGAUAAUUCUCUAUUCAAACCCUUAACGCCCACUAAAGAAAUGGUUGAUUCCAAUACUUUGCUGCAUUACACUAAUGUUCUUGAUGCCAUGAUUGAUUCUGUGUAUUUUUCGAUGAAGAAUCUUAAUGUCACUGAUGUAGUGGUACUUGUUACUGAAACUGGGUGGCCAACAAAGGGAGAUUCAAAGGAGCCCUAUGCAACAAUUGAUAAUUCGAAUACGUAUAACUCGAAUUUGAUUAAGCACAUUCUUGAUCGAAGUGGUACACCGUUGCACUCUGACAUCACUUCUAGUGUGUACAUAUAUGAGUUGUUCAACGAGGACUUGAGGUCUCCUCCUAUCUCGGAGGCACAUUGGGGGCUGUUUUAUGGGAAUUCAAAUCCUGUUUACUUGCUUCAUGAGUCGGGGAGUGGCACAUUCUUGGCAAAUGAUUCCACGAAUCAAACGUAUUGUGUAGCGACCGAUGGGACUGAUACAAAGACGUUGCAGAAAGCGUUGGAUUGGGCAUGUGGACCGGGGACGGCGAAUUGUGCAGAGAUCCAGGCAGGGGAAAAUUGUUAUCUGCCUAAUAAUAUGUAUAAUCACGCUUCUUAUGCAUUUGAUAGCUAUUAUCAGAAAGAGAAGAAGGCUCCUGGUUCUUGUGACUUCAAUGGUGCAGCCAUGAUCACUACAACUGAUCCAAGUCACGGGAAUUGUAUAUUUCCUGGAAGCAAGAAGGUAAGCAAGAAGACGAGGAGGCAGGUAGUGAACUCGACACAAGCAAGCGGUGUAGGCACUCUGAGAUUCUUCGGCAUUCCUAUAAGUUCCUUCAACAAGGAUUUACAUAUGGUGUUUUAUGAGUUCUCUCCAACACUAAAAAUGGCAUCCAAGAUUCUCCUUUUGGUUGUGAUUUAUGCAUUUGCUUGCACUAUCAAUGCAAGGACCCUUCCAAUUGAAAAGAACGCAGCGGAUGAGCAGACGACGUUCUUUCACCGACACUUUCCUCCUUAUCGCGGGGCUUUCAGUGGUAGGUUCGGGGCUGGCAGAGGAGCUGGCAUGGGGGGUGUAGGAGCAGGGUUUGGUGGAGGGUCUGGCUUCGGUGCUGGUUCUGGUGCUGGUGCGGGUGACCUUGGUGAAGGAUUUGGUGGUGGACAAGGCAACGGGGCUGGAGCCAGAGGAAGUGGGAUUGGGUCCGGUGGCAACGGAGGAACUGGUGGAGGGUUUGGUGGUGGCGGAGGGAUGGGUACUGGAUUUGGCGGAGGAGCUAAUGGAGGAUUUGGAGGUGGACUGUCCUAA
Fraxinus pennsylvanica is the source of this 1941-nucleotide messenger RNA. NCBI's taxonomy places the organism in Eukaryota, Viridiplantae, Streptophyta, Magnoliopsida, Lamiales, Oleaceae. The record is from the annotation of a GenBank genome assembly.